GUGUGCAGGUGCUGCAUACUACAGAAUGUGUACGCGCGCAUCCCGUGCAGAAGGUGACUUUGCAUCUUACUGGAGAUGUCCCGCACAGUGUGUAAAUGUGAGAGUUUGGACAAUGUCGUUUCUGUCUCUGCCGCUCGUGUGCGCGUUGCUGUGCGCCUCUACAUGCGUCGCGUUGUGUCCGCCGCGCUGCGAGUGUUUGAACACGCGACAUACAGUGCGCUGCGCGUCUGCUGCGCUCCGCCGGAUACCUGCCGCGAUACCGCGCGACGCGAGCCGCCUGAUUAUCACCGGAGACGCGAUUCACCGACUCGAGCACGGCGAGUUAAACGGACUGAAGAACGUCACCGACCUCAACCUGAGUAACAACGGAAUUCUGGAAGUCGGAUCUCGUGCGUUCUCUUCUAUGCUCAUGCUUCGUUCUCUAGUCCUGAACAACAACGAUCUGGUUCUGAUUCAUCCAGAGGCGUUCUCUGUGCCUGGAAGUCCUCUGCAGGAGCUCAGCCUCAGGUCAUCGCUCUAUAACUACAGCUCUCUGACCGACCUCAUAACCGCCCUGCGCUGGGGUGACCUCACAAACCUGCUGCUCCUCGACCUGUCGGGCAACCGCCUCGUUCUCUUACCCCCCGGCAUGUUCUCUCCUCUACCCAACCUGCAGCAUCUCUAUCUGGGCAACAACUCUCUGGUGGCCAUCUACAACAGCACUUUCUCUGGUGUGGAGCAACUUUUGGAGCUGGAUCUGACCAGAAACGCCUUUAGAGCUAUUAGCGGCGAGGGUCUUAGCGAGUUGGAGCGACUCGGUCGCGUCCGUCUGCUGUUGAGUCAGAAUCCGUACGUGUGCGGAUGUGAAAUGCAAGAGUUUGUGAACUGGAUAAACAGUUCAAAGAUCAGGGUGGGUGAUAUGGAUAGACUGUAUUGCGAUUUCCCUGAAGAGCAGCGCAAUGUCUCUUUGCGGGCCCUCAAUGCACAUGCACUAGGAUGUUUCGGUAAACCGGGCGAAGAGGUGGCUGACUUGUCCCUACAAACAUCCUAUGUGUUCCUUGGAUUGGUUCUUGGGUUUGUCGGAAUGGUCUUCCUCUUUGUGGUCUACCUCAACCGACAGGGCAUUAAGAAGUGGAUCACAGACAUAUAUGAAGCCUGUCGAGAUGUUUUGGAGGGUUAUCAUUAUCGUUACGAAAUUGACUCAGACCCACGACUGGGGCACAUCCAACAGACAAACAGCAAGCAGGGUCAACCGCGAACGGACACGCGUCUGGGACACAUUCCCUCUGAUACCCGUAUCACACAGAUUCCAUCUGAUGUAACAUUAUAACUGCAUUGCAAACAACUAGACAAUGUUUUUCAACCAGAACUGUGAAUAUUCUGUCCUGCUGUUGCAGUGUACUUGACACUUUUAUAUCGACGUAAAGGGGUUUCUAAUGGCUAAUGCUGAUAACUCUAGAGAUGUAGUGGCUGAUGUAGUGCUAAUACAUAUGUUAUAUAUACUAGGGCUGCAGAAUGAAUCUAUAAAAUAGUUUGAGAUUACAAUUACAGCUUUCGCAAUUAUAUAAUCAUGAAAAGUGUCAAUUACAGCAUUAUGUGUGCUCCCAUUGCGCUAACAUUUUCUACUUACAACAUAUUUUUUGGGGCCGUUGUGUGCAUGAAUGCAGAGGCAAAUCUGAUGUGUAUAAACUAGUCUUAAGGUAUAUCAGUAAUGCUCAAUAUCUAAAUUAUACCGUGCACAAUUUAUUUAAAAUGUGAAUAACGCUUUUUGUUUUACAUGCAAUUAAAAUAUUAAAGCAAUUCAGGAACAUAGUUCUCAAGUUGUUUUGAUGCAUAGCCUUCAUAAAGAUUAUGGCAUGCAACUGUCCCACACAAAAUAAGUAUUAUAAUGCAGAUUAUAUUCAUUAAAAUGAAUAAAUGCAAAAUUACAGUAUCAAAGGAAAUAAUCGGCAAUUAUGAUUUUCGUCAUAAUCGUGCAGCCCUAUAUGAAAUCAUUUGACAAGCACAGUUCACUUUCCUAUUUUGACAGAUGUCCAAUUGAAACAGGAUGUUUAGGCAAUAUCGAAAGGCUUGCCCAUUUUUUUUAAAUAGCAGAAAGACCAUUUUAAACACCAUAUAUAUUUGCAAAAGUAGAUAUUUGGAACCGAGCCAGUUACAGUAUCUAUCAUCAAAUUAAAGAGCGGGUUGUUGUCCUGCCAAACUUUCUAGAAUGUAUCAGCAGACUUAUAGACGCACUGAAUGACUUCUCAUGUGUAUCUAACACAAUAUGACUGAAUUACUGUCUCCAUUAUAUUUCAUAAGCUAUUCGCUGGGUUGAAACGCUCACAUUAUUUGGUGCGGCCCACCACAUUCGCUGCUACAUGGCGUUAUGGCUCAUCUCACCGCGCCUUGAGAAAAGCAGGGCGAUGGAGAGAGUGUUCAGGGGAAAAUGGGGCACAAUGAAGGAUUUUGAGAGUAAUGUUCCCUGAGAGCACAUAGUGAACGUCUGUGUGUGCAUUUGUGCUUGCUGGAGCAGUGAACUAAUGACUGUAAUUGAUCAACACCAGACAGCACUUAUUCAUCAGUGUCUCUGCUUUUGGCAAUGUAAUGUAACCUUUACAUUAAAAAGUAGUCCAAACAAAAGAGAUCUAUAUUGCUUUUUUUUUUUUGCUUUUUGCUUAGAGUAGGAAUAACGUUCUUAUUUUAGUUUUUAAUGAUAAAAUUACAUUCAGGGCUCCCACAUGAAAAACCAGGUAAAAUCAGGGAAUUUUAAAAUUGUGAUUUCCAGGCCUGGAAAAGCCAUGGCAACUAAUAAAAUCUUUAAAACUAAUAAAAAUGUCAUGGAAAGUUUUUCUAGUUGUGCUCAGCUCUAAAAUAUCUGCCAGAAAUUGCUUUUAGAGAGUGUAAUCUUUAUUAUUAUUAUUGUUAAUCACAAACAGCUGAAACAAUCAUUGAAAUUCAUUGGUCAAAAAAAUGCAUAUAUCAAUAUGGGUCAUUCCACAGAUAAAGAAUACUUAUUUAUUUUCAGAAAUGUACAUUUACAUUUUCUAUUUUCUUCCAUAUUCGAUAUAUCUGAAUAUAUGAAACCACCAGAAACAUGUUUUCCCAUUUCAGUUGCUAAUAUUAUUAAAAUUGCAUUACAUUACUUUUAUGUAAAUGGACUGAGAAGUGUGUAAACACUCUUAUUGACAUGUGCCCAUUUACCUGCGAUACACUGUAAAAUAACAUCUAGAUACUUAUAAAAUAACAUCUAGAUAGCACUGCAUGUCAUUAUUGCAAAUGUGAAUAAUUGAUACUAGAUCGAGAAAACCUGGUAAAAGUGAAAUUCAAGUGUGUUGUUGAGUUUGUGCAUGAGAUUUUUGUUUUUGAGCUAUAACCAAGCAUGAAUGACAUUUAUAAUAUGAAGUAAAUAUACAUUCUUUAUUACUAAUGAGCCUUUAAUUCACACACUUAGUGCUCUUUCAUGGAAUCCACUUUAUUUAUUGUGUUUAACAAUGGCUACUACUUUACUAUAAAACAACAAGGAACAU
Molecule: messenger RNA, 3488 nt
Organism: Myxocyprinus asiaticus (Chinese sucker)
Lineage: Eukaryota; Metazoa; Chordata; Actinopteri; Cypriniformes; Catostomidae
Gene: tpbg1a
Product: trophoblast glycoprotein-like
Exons: 2
Coding region: 26-1309 (427 amino acids)
Biological process (GO): negative regulation of canonical Wnt signaling pathway
Cellular component (GO): plasma membrane
Molecular function (GO): protein binding
Source: RefSeq, a predicted model, not a curated record